AUGUUGGCAUACAGCUUCCUCAGCCUUGCGGUCUUGGCCGCUCAGUCUGCAGCUUCCAUAUUACCAAGACAAGCGCCAACGCAGCCCAAACUCAUCCCCAUCGCCGUCGGGUCUAUGAGCGUCAACACCUCCCUUAUAUUCACACCGAAUGACGUGAAGGCGAAUCCCGGCGACGUCUUACAGUUCCAAUUCUUCCUUACGAACCAUACCGUCACGCAGGCGGCUGGGCCGGCGAGCCCCUGCUCCCCGUUGCAGGACACGGUCCCUGGAGCACUACAUUCGGGAUUCAUCCCGGGAGCGAUGCUCAAUGGGUCCGAUACGGUUGGAGCUUUCGAUGUAAUGGUGCAAAACACGGAGCCUAUGUAUUUGUAUUGCGCUCAAGGACCUCACUGUCAGCUCGGACAGGUCAUGGUAGUCAACGGGAAACCCGGUGAUCUCGAUGCUUACAAAACAGCCGCGAAGACAGCGGCGGUCAGCACCCCGGGGAAGGAGGUUGCGGGCGGCUCAGUCGGGCGGGUCCCAAUGGCCAAUGCUAUUGUCCCGCCUGCUUAG
Diaporthe batatas is the source of this 552-nucleotide messenger RNA. RefSeq lists its product as uncharacterized. The transcript has 3 exons. Lineage: Eukaryota; Fungi; Ascomycota; Sordariomycetes; Diaporthales; Diaporthaceae. Bases 1 to 552 code for a protein of 183 amino acids. The record is from RefSeq and is a predicted model, not a curated record.